CCGCGCUGAUGAGUCACAGGCCAUGCCGCCAUGCAAUCUGAACAGACGAACCAUGGGCAAGCCUGGGCUUCUGUGAAUGCUGUCAUUGCGACACCAGUGCACUCUGGUAAUGAGGCAUACACAACGAAUUCAUGGAUUCAAAGCGCAGAAGUCCCCGGCUGGUUCCAGCUGGGUGAUGUUGCACAGCAAUGGAGUACAGAGCUGAUGGUCUCCGAUUCACCAUGGGCUGUCGGUUGACAGCAAACAACGCUGUAUAUAUGAGGUAGCCUCGAAGCACGACAACGCUCACUUCCCAGCCAGAGCACCUUACCAUUCUCCAAAAUGUGUUACCAGCUCUACAACACCUGCAACCGCGGCAUCUACUGUCAAGCGUACGGCUCUGAUGGCCCAUUACUCCCCAAACGAGAAGCCUACCGGGGCGAAGGAGGAGUCUGGCCAUGCGUAAUGUUCUACCUCGGCGGCGAUCCAGCCCGUCGUUGUCCCAAUACGAAGAGCAUGUACCGCAAAGCAGAAGACAACGAUGCAUGUUCGGUCUGCCAUCCAGACCGAGACGGACCGUUGAGACGUGGGACGACGGAGCUCAGCACGACGCAGCUGGCCAUGAUGCGGAGGAUUGGAGAGAUGACCAAUGCUCAAGAUACUGUGCUGUGGGCAUUGACGGAGUUUGUACACCCAGCCGACUUGCCGCUGCGUAGACAGACGGCGGCGGUGGAAGAGAAUGGUGAUGAUGUGGAUGAAGGCGGACGCGAUUUCGAUGCCGGACAGAUUGUGGAAGUGUUGGACCGGUACCAGACGACCUUGUCCUCGCUCAUCCCGUGCAUCGGUAGAGAGCUGGCGGAGAUUCGAGCCAUCAGUGAGGUCUCGCCUCCACUGGGCGAGGCUUACCGUGGAGUCGUCCAGGAAUUGGGCAUGAAUGAAGCGAAUAUCCGGCGAGGGAUACGGCGGAGGAGCGGGGGACUGACGGAUCUGCUUCUCGCGGGUAGGGUCAGACCUUCUCUUCGAGGAUCAAAUAUCUAGUUGGGUAGCUCGUCUUAACUUUUGACGUCUCUGAACGCCGAGUGAUGACUCCUGCCUCAGGCAUCAACCUGAACGCACACUUGACCUC
Messenger RNA from Neohortaea acidophila, 1105 nucleotides. RefSeq lists its product as uncharacterized. The transcript has a single exon. The record is from RefSeq and is a predicted model, not a curated record. Lineage: Eukaryota; Fungi; Ascomycota; Dothideomycetes; Mycosphaerellales; Teratosphaeriaceae. The coding region runs from base 322 to 1017 and encodes 231 amino acids.